AAGGACUCAAUUUUAACAGAAACCACCUUAAAAUCUCUGCCUUAACGUAUACCCACCUUCCGCCACAUUGAGUAAGAAUAUCAGAGGAGAACGAAAAAAGACGCCGCGGGAAAAUUCGGGUGUUAAUAGGACUAUCUUUUCGCUGAGGACAGAGAGACAACAGUACAGCGAGAUAACCCAUUUGGACUUGAGAGAGGGGGUGAGUGCUCUCAAGGCAGAAAAUUUGAUGAUGACCAUGACUACGAUGGCUGACGGUCUGGAUGCUCAGGACUCGUCCAAGUCUGCGUUCAUGGAGUUUGGUCAGCAAUCUCACUCACAGCAGAGCUCACCGUCGAUGGCCGCCAGCCACUACCCGCUACACUGUCUCCAUUCCGGGUCGCACUCUCACCAUCAGCACGAUAACUCUCCGUACCCCGGUACGAAUUCUUACAACAGGUCGCUACCUUACUCCUACGUGAGCCAUCCCCACCACAGCCCGUACCUACCGUCUUACCACAACAAUACUGGCGGUCAGACUAGAAUAGACAGCACAGAGCAGCAGAAGACGACAGUGAUUGAAAAUGGAGAAAUUCGUUUCAAUGGGAAAGGCAAGAAAAUUCGUAAACCUCGGACGAUUUAUUCUAGUUUGCAGCUUCAAGCUUUAAAUCACCGAUUUCAGCAAACACAAUACCUCGCAUUACCAGAACGCGCCGAGCUGGCUGCCUCUCUUGGCCUGACACAGACACAGGUAAAGAUAUGGUUCCAGAAUAAGAGGUCAAAGUUCAAGAAGCUGUUGAAGCAAGGAGGCAAUCCGCACGAGAGCGACCCUAUGCCUGGUUCCAUCGCCCUCUCUCCACGCUCUCCAGCAAUUCCGCCAAUAUGGGACGUGUCGGCGUCCAGCAAAGGAGUAAACAUGCCGGCUAACAGCUACAUGCCCGGGUAUUCCCACUGGUAUUCCUCCCCACAUCAAGAGUCAAUGCAGAGAUAGACUGCUCGGAUGGGAAGGCCGGAGGCCUGACUGGAGAGCACAGAGUCUGAAUCGUUUCACCUGCACAAUUGAUUUCCGUCAGCCUCGAAACUAAAUCCUGUCUCGCUCGAGGACAGACCCCUCGCAGACAGGCUUGGCUGCUCUGCGCGUGAAGGAUAACAGAGAACAAGACUCUCUAAUGUGGCACGCGGCAUAGGGACUAACCGUAUUAUCUUACCCAUGGCUGUUCAGUGGGAUUGCCUUUGUUAUGCUUUCAUUCAUCUGACUGUCAAUAUACCAAAUCUGUGGCAUUCAGCGAUUUGAGCAAGGACUGCACAUUCACGCGUUGACACGGGUGGAACCCUAUGCCGUGAUAUAUUGAUGGGACUCUUUACUGCUCCUUGAAUGGUUAUUUCUCAAACAUGCAAAACAAAGCAAUUUGUCUGUCUGUAAAUAUAUUCUGCGACUUCAGUUGUACAUACACUUUUUAUGUUUUGUCAAAUGGAGUAAACCAUGACUCAAAAUGACGUCUCCUGUUCUAUACUGAAACAUUUAGUAUAUUUCUCAUUUCAAACAAUGGUCCAUCUCCACAGUCCUUGAUGUCAUUUUUCUGAGUUCUUCAACAGCAGACUAUUUCACAAAAUGUUCCUCCCAAUAACCUAAGUUGCUUUCUAUUCUAAAUCACCCAGACAACAAAUUCUUUAAUACAUUGAGACAUUAAUUAUAGGAAAUUAACUUACCCUACUCUGAUCCUCGCUACAUUUACCGUGCGAAAAAAUUGCAUUAUAUGUCCAGCUCAUCUUGUCAUUUUCUGCCUCAAUUAUUAGAAGUAUUGACAACAUGUUUUUCCUUUUCUAUCGGUCCUAAUGCAAGACGCUAAAUGCCAAGCUCCACGGGAUCGAUCUGGGACAAAGCACCCAGCUGCAGUUCUGUUCAAUAUGAAGGAGAUAUUUGGGACAAUUUAUGGGUUUUUAUCCAAGUGAGGUUUUUUUCUAUUCUCAUAAAUGCAGGCAUAAUUAGGGUAAUUUUUUAUGUAGCCCGCUGAUUACAGCGUUUUUACCGUCAAAGAUAAUUACCUGUAAUUUUCUACCACUUUUAAUACGAAAAGGCAUCUUUAUUUGGAUUUGAGGUAGCACAGACGGAACAAAAGACAAAAUUAUUCGGUUAUUCAUAUACAAAUUGCCGAGAGGACUGAACGCUUGGGAUAUUAUCUGAAAUUACAACGUUGAAAAGGAGAAUGAGAAAGCCUCGCGCAGCUGUCAUGUCAUGGAUGUCCCACUGGCAGACUACCUGGACUACGUUUCCCAAACCACAUUAUGUGCACUCUCAAGUUUAAGGCUUGUUACCCUCAAAAUAUAAUGUGGUUCACUGUGAAACUACAAACGCACUGACAACACUUAAAGCAUCGUCAUGGGAUAUGGAGAUACAUACAAUAUGGAAGCAUGAUUUUAAAAUAUUAUCAACAUGGUUCUAGAUAACAUUGUGUACAGGCUACUCACAAAUAAAAGUAGCCAUCU
This is a messenger RNA of Osmerus eperlanus (European smelt), 2463 nucleotides long. It is a transcript of the gene dlx6a, whose product is annotated as distal-less homeobox 6a. The record is from RefSeq and is a predicted model, not a curated record. The transcript is spliced from 3 exons. Gene Ontology annotation, biological process: embryo development; negative regulation of transcription by RNA polymerase II; cell differentiation. Gene Ontology annotation, molecular function: DNA-binding transcription factor activity, RNA polymerase II-specific; RNA polymerase II cis-regulatory region sequence-specific DNA binding. Lineage: Eukaryota; Metazoa; Chordata; Actinopteri; Osmeriformes; Osmeridae. The coding region runs from base 227 to 967 and encodes 246 amino acids.